GUGAUUAUUAGUCAGUUUUUGCUUAAUUGUGAUAAUGAUAACACACUUUUCUUGACGAUUUUGCAGGCAUUGCAUAAAAAAGCCGACUCGGUUUUUCACUUAGCUGUUUAUCGUGGUUUUCAGCCACGAAAUGGACUUUAAGACUGUUAUUCCAUCCCCCGAUGCAAUCACUCUCAAUGAAAUAAAUGUCUGCUUAAUCAGCCAAUUUAAAGCUGUUCUUGGUGUGAAGACAUACUGGCACAAGUUUUUUAUUAUCGAAACUUUUGGCUUAACGCGCAAUGUGGUGCUAAAAACUCUCCUAGAACACGUAAAACCCUUGGAAUUUAUUCCCCUGUUUUACACGCAAGAAGGCAAAGGGGCGUAUUUUUUUGCAAGAAUUUGUGGCCCAGUUAUCGAAAAAUUUUGUAGGGACAAACUGACAGUACCCAACCCUUUUGGCUCUAGGAAGCCUUUCAAAUUAAAAAUAGUCCUUAAAUACACCACCACUUAUCAGGUGACGGUAGACUUGUACUGCAGAAAUGUCCUGCAAGUUUUACAAAAACGCCUCAAAUCGCGCGUUUUGUGUUUGAAUAAUUUCGUGGACGAUCCGGAUUUGAACGAUUUUCUUCUGUUAUCGGAACCAAAGCUCCUAGCUUUCGUUCUAAACCUAGCUAAAGUCUUAAAACCCACAGCUAUUAAGUUGUGUAACAAUGAAAUCAAGUCUCUGGACGCACUCAAAGUGCUGCGACCGCGAAGUAUUAACUCGUUGGAUUUACGCAAUAACUUAAUCGUGGAUCUUGCGGAGUUAAAGCAUUUGUCAAAUUUUGAUAUUACUGAGUUGUGGUUGGAAGGAAACCCUCUGUGUGACUUGUAUGACGAGCACAGUUAUGUGGAACAGAUGGUUAAGUACUGUCCCAAAAUCGAAAAACUUGACGGUUUUUUAUUGAGGCAAAACGGAGUUCCCUCGUUUCGUAGAAAUUUCUUAUGUGAUGUUUCCGCAAGUGAUGUUAUUGACCAGUUUAUGCGAGAUUAUUUUACAACUUACGACUCCAAAAAUCUUGAUAAACUUGAGUCACUGUAUCAUAACGAUGCCGUGUUUUCUCUUACAGCGUAUCACGUUAAUAAUCAAGUUUCGUCAGCAAAUUCGUGCAUAAAAUCAUACAAACAGUAUUCCAGAAAUUUGGUGGAUACACCAAACCGGGACGAAAAUUUAUACACCGGAAGUCGUGAAAUAAUGAAAUUAUUUGACUUGCUUCCUCAUUGUGAACACGAUCCUUACUCGUUUACAGUUGAUGUGAUGCAUUACAGCGAAAAACGUGUCAUUGUUGUUGUAACGGGAGUCUUUAUGGAAAUUCCCAACGUUAAACGAAUUUUGGGAUUUAACAGAUCUUUUUUUCUGGAGUUUCGGGAUAGUAGCUUACGUAUUGCAAACGAGCAACUCCACGUUUUUAACGCCUUAACUUCACAACAAGCCAAGGCGUUCAAAAAACAGGGAGUUUUGCAAGAAGUCCGAAAUGUGACUGAGAAAAAUCAAAUGUUGAACAUUUUUGUUAUCAUUACAAACCUGACCAAAGAGUGGGCCAAACUAUUUUUAGAGGAGUGCCAAUACAAUUUGAAACAUGCCUUGUUAGUUUUUGUAGAUUUAUAUAAGAGAGACAAAAUCCCGUCUCACGGCUUUAAGCCUUGCGAUUAAUUUUUUUGAGAAUUAUUUUUGAGUUGAAUAAAUUUUUCUGGUGCGUUA
Tribolium castaneum (red flour beetle) is the source of this 1720-nucleotide messenger RNA. Its product is annotated as nuclear RNA export factor 2. The transcript has 9 exons. Gene Ontology annotation, biological process: poly(A)+ mRNA export from nucleus. Bases 131 to 1672 code for a protein of 513 amino acids. The record is from RefSeq and is a predicted model, not a curated record. Gene Ontology annotation, cellular component: nucleus. Lineage: Eukaryota; Metazoa; Arthropoda; Insecta; Coleoptera; Tenebrionidae. Gene Ontology annotation, molecular function: RNA binding; protein binding.